Molecule: messenger RNA, 2575 nt
Organism: Schizophyllum commune H4-8
Lineage: Eukaryota; Fungi; Basidiomycota; Agaricomycetes; Agaricales; Schizophyllaceae
Product: ATP-dependent metallopeptidase Hfl
Exons: 18
Coding region: 19-2403 (794 amino acids)
Biological process (GO): protein quality control for misfolded or incompletely synthesized proteins; mitochondrion organization
Cellular component (GO): mitochondrial inner membrane
Molecular function (GO): ATP-dependent peptidase activity; metalloendopeptidase activity; ATP binding
Source: RefSeq, a predicted model, not a curated record
AUCUUGCAUUCACGCUGAAUGCUGGCCAGUCCACAGGUGUACUGCGCGCUGUCGCGCGGCGCGGCGCGUCCGGCCAGCGCACUCACUCUCAAGUCCCUAGCCUCCGUCGGCUUACGAUCGCUCUCGACCUCCUCCAACUGCUUUGCUCGGCAUCCCGUACAUUCAGCUACUCGUAAUCUAAUAUUUGCACGGCCCACGGCACCUCUCGUUUACCGUCACCCCGCACCACAUUACCGGCAACCAAGUCAACCCGUGCGGCCCUUCUCGCUCAAGUCAUUGUUUACCAAGCCCGAACGGCCACCACCUCCACACGUAGUCGCGCGGAUAUCCCUGCUUGAGGCGGAGGCGAAUGCUAACCCCCAUGACGCCUCGAAGCAACUGGACCUCUUCCGCGAGUUGGCAAACACGAACAUGAAGGCCUCGUACGAAAUCAUCAUCAGUCGGUGGGAGCGGAUGUGCGACGUGGACUCUACAUCCCCUCUCCUGCAGUCGUCCGAAGCCUUCCAGAUCUACCUCGACUCUUUGGUCAACACCGGCAACACUACCGCGGUCCAGCCUGCCGUCGAAAGACGCGACGCUCUUCUCACUGCUCAGGGCAUCACCCCGCCUCCUGCGGAGACUUCUGCACCCGCUACUGAGAAGUCGGAAGACGCUGCACCAACGGACGCACAGGCUACCUCGGAACCCGCACCCACCGCUGAGAAGCCCGCUAACAAGGUCACCGAAAGUCAAAGCAUUGCGCAAGCUGUCCUCGCGAAGUCCUCGGCCACUAGCCCUCGGAGCACCAUCUCCAAGCUUUGGAACUCGUCCGGCAAUACUGGUGACGAGUCGGCGCCUAUUCAGGUCGUUGUCGUGGAAAGGAGGGCCGCAUGGGCACCGAGACUCUUCCGCUUCACCUUGGUGUUAUUGACCUCUUCUUUCUUCUUCCUUGUCAUUCUGUCGGUCUUCUUCGAGAACUCGGGUCUGAUCAAAGCUGGACCGUCCUUCUCGGUCUUCGAGCCUAACCCCGACAAGCCAGUCAAGUUCAGCGACGUCCAUGGCGUUGAUGAGGCUAAGGAUGAACUGCAAGACAUCGUGCAAUUCCUCAAGGAUCCCUCUUCGUUCACCGCGCUCGGCGGCAAGCUUCCGAAGGGUGUGCUCCUUACUGGGCCUCCCGGAACUGGUAAGACCAUGCUAGCAAAGGCUGUCGCUGGUGAAGCGGGCGUUCCGUUCUUCUCUGCAUCUGGAUCCGAGUUCGACGAGAUGUACGUCGGCGUCGGCGCUAAGCGUGUUCGCGAGCUCUUCGCGGCAGCUCGCAAGCGGCAACCGGCCAUCAUCUUCAUCGACGAGUUGGACGCCGUCGGUGGCAAGCGGAACAAUCGCGACCAGCAGUACAUGAAGCAGACGCUGAACCAACUGCUCGUCGAGAUGGACGGCUUCCAGGGCUCGGAGGGCAUCAUCGUGAUUGCGGCGACGAACUUCCCUCAGAGCUUGGACUCUGCUCUUACUCGUCCAGGACGUUUUGAUAGGCAUAUCGCGGUCCCGCUCCCGGACAUCCGUGGUCGCGUUCAGAUCAUCAAGCACCAUAUGAAGGGCGUGAAGAUAGGUGAAGGUGUCGACCCUAAGCGUCUCGCUCGUGGCACCAUCGGCUUCUCUGGCGCGGACCUUUCGAACAUGAUCAAUUUGGCCGCCAUUCAUGCCGCGAAGGAGCGCGCCAAGGACGUGACCCUCCAGCACUUUGAGUGGGCUAUCGACCGGAUUAUCAUGGGCGCGGAGCGCAAGAGCGCAUUCAUUGAACCGAAGCAGAAGCUAGCGACUGCCUAUCAUGAGGCCGGUCAUGCUCUCGUCUGUAUCUACACGGACGGUGCUAUGCCGUUACACAAGGUCACUUGCAUCCCUCGUGGGCACGCUCUUGGCUAUACUUCGCAACUGCCCCAGGACGAUAAGUUCUCGGUCACGUACAAGGAGAUGCUCGCGCGUCUGGAUGUAUCGAUGGGCGGACGGAUCGCGGAAGGACUCAUCUACGGCCCGGAAAACAUCACGGGUGGUGCGAGCUCGGACAUCGGCGCUGCGUCGAGAUUGGCGCGCGAUAUGGUUAAGCGACUGGGCUUCUCGAAGUUGGGUCCCGUUGAUUACUCGGAGGACGUGAGCCCAAGGAUCCAGCAGGAGAUCGACGAGGAGGUGACAAGGAUCAUCAAGGAGUCCGAGUCGCGCGCGACGGAGGUCCUCACUACCAGGUUAGAGGAGUUGCAUCGGUUGGCCGAGUCGCUCGUGGAGUACGAGACACUGGACGGCGACGAGGUCAAGAAGGUUAUCAAGGGCGAGCCGAUACGUGGCCUCAACGAGGUCCUCGACGAGAAGAUUCACGAAGCGGAGGAGGCGGAUGCAUCAGCCGACAGGUCAAGACCACUACCGGGUCGUUAGCACGCUAGGCGCAGACACGCAUGCUCCGCAAGCUGAUGGAUAGGCUGCGUAUGAGCAGCGCUUGUUCUGGUCGUACAUCGUACACUUGUGACCCUCGUAGGAGUACGGGGGAUGUGUCCCUCGGGGCACAUAGACAUCAUCAAUGGCAGAACCACAGUUCAUUUUCCGGGGG